CUGAGAUCCAACCCCACCAAGCCAGUGCCAGCCCGGACAACGACCAUCCCCCACAUCACAGCUGGAGGUAGUAGUUGGUGAACAUCACGACUUACGAGCAGAUAUCAUGUCUCAAUCGUUGCGACCAUACCUUCAAUGCGUCCGAAGCUCCUUGACGGCGGCUCUCUGUCUCUCGAACUUUGCAUCGCAAACCUCAGAACGACACAACGUUCCUGAGAUAGAGGCCCAGACAUCCCCCGAAGUUUUACUGAAUCCUCUCACUGUUGCCCGUAAUGAGAAUGAGCGAGUCUUGAUCGAGCCUAGUAUCAACAGCGUCCGGAUAAGCAUUAAGAUCAAGCAGGCAGAUGAGAUUGAGCAUAUUCUGGUCCAUAAGUUCACAAGAUUCCUGACGCAAAGAGCGGAGGCUUUCUUCAUAUUGCGGAGGAAACCGGUCAAGGGCUAUGACAUUUCAUUCUUGAUUACGAACUUCCAUACCGAGGAGAUGCUGAAGCACAAGUUGGUGGACUUCAUUAUCCAAUUUAUGGAGGAGGUUGACAAGGAGAUUUCGGAGAUGAAGCUUUUCUUGAACGCUCGUGCUAGAUUUGUAGCGGAAUCUUUCUUGACACCUUUCGAUUAAGCGUUCUGGCAGGAAUUGGAGUCUACAUGACGUUGGGUGGCUGUAGGUCUGGCAUUGAAUGGAAGAUCAAAGUGGCGUUUUGGAGGCACAAAAGACCGUGUCAUUUACGAGGCAAAGAUGAUGACGACUUCUACCUGGAUGACAGAAUCAAUCAAGUUUGACUGUUGCCGUAAGAGUUUUCCUAUAUCGCUGAUCUUGCACACCUCCCGGUGACAGAUGGGCUCUUGCCGAUGCACAGCACUGAGCAGUGGAAGAA
Molecule: messenger RNA, 872 nt
Organism: Cadophora gregata
Lineage: Eukaryota; Fungi; Ascomycota; Leotiomycetes; Helotiales; Ploettnerulaceae
Gene: ARC19
Product: Arp complex subunit
Exons: 5
Coding region: 107-616 (169 amino acids)
Biological process (GO): actin filament polymerization; Arp2/3 complex-mediated actin nucleation
Cellular component (GO): Arp2/3 protein complex; actin cytoskeleton
Molecular function (GO): actin filament binding
Source: RefSeq, a predicted model, not a curated record